Messenger RNA from Tachysurus fulvidraco (yellow catfish), 3731 nucleotides. It is a transcript of the gene slc2a1b, whose product is annotated as solute carrier family 2 member 1b. Gene Ontology annotation, cellular component: basolateral plasma membrane; apical plasma membrane. The coding region runs from base 447 to 1919 and encodes 490 amino acids. Lineage: Eukaryota; Metazoa; Chordata; Actinopteri; Siluriformes; Bagridae. Gene Ontology annotation, biological process: response to insulin; monosaccharide transmembrane transport. The record is from RefSeq and is a predicted model, not a curated record. The transcript is spliced from 10 exons. Gene Ontology annotation, molecular function: hexose transmembrane transporter activity.
UCAUGGCCAUUUACGUAAAGGUUUCACUGUACCGAGGGCGUGUUUAACACGUCACGGUAAUGGACCAAUAGACUGUCCGACACGCACAAAGUAGGCGUGGUUCAUCGGACACGAGAACUAAUUUAGCCGGCGAACACCGUGGCAUGAGGAAGAUGUUCUUCAUCGGUGACAAGACUUCGAGGUUUUCUCCAUAAAAACAGAAGAUAUCCUUUAAGAAAAAGGAUAUAUCUAAAGGCUUUUUUUUUCUUUCUUUGUUUAAAACGUCAAAAUUAGGUCAGAAACUCAAAGUACAUAGAAGUAUUAUAGCUACAGUCUUUUACAGUACCCUAGACAUAUAGGUCGUUUUAUUUAUUUAUUUCUUAGUUUGUUUGUUUGUUUAUUUAUUUGAUAACGACACAAAAAUACCCAAGGACCAACGAGAAGUUCACAAGUUUGUACUCGCCACGAUGGAAAGGGAGAAGAAAGUGACCUUCCAGCUGUUGCUGGCUGUGGGAACAGCUGUGAUUGGCUCUCUUCAGUUUGGUUACAAUACCGGUGUCAUCAAUGCACCUCAGAAGAUCAUCGAGAGCUUCUACAACGAGACAUGGUUUGACCGAUAUGGUGAGACCAUACCUGAAGCAGCCCUCACAUCACUGUGGUCUGUCUCAGUGGCCAUCUUCUCGGUAGGGGGGAUGAUUGGCUCCUUCUCUGUUGGUCUCUUUGUCAAUCGCUUUGGCAGGAGGAACUCAAUGCUCAUGGUUAAUGUGCUCGCCUAUAUCUCAGCAGCACUGAUGGGCUUCUCUAAAUUGGCAGCUUCCUGGGAGAUGUUGAUCAUUGGCCGUUUCAUGGUGGGGCUUUACUCUGGCCUCUCCACUGGGUUUGUACCCAUGUAUGUGGGUGAAGUCUCACCCACUAACCUCCGUGGGGCCUUGGGAACUCUGCAUCAGCUGGGGAUUGUUAUAGGAAUCCUGAUAGCACAGGUGUUUGGUCUGGAUGUGAUCAUGGGCAACGCCAAGAUGUGGCCGUUCCUGCUGAGCUUUACCUUCAUCCCAGCACUGCUGCAGUGUUUCCUGUUACCCUUGUGCCCAGAGAGUCCUCGCUAUCUCCUCCUCAACUGCAACGAAGAGAGCAAAGCCAGAUCAGUGUUGAAAAAGCUGCGUGGAACGUCAGAUGUGAGUUCAGACAUGCAGGAGAUGAAGGAGGAAAGCAGGCAAAUGAUGAGGGAGAAGAAAGUGUCCAUCCUAGAGCUGUUGACCUCUCGAAUUUACCGACAGCCUUUAAUCAUUGCAGUCGUACUGCAGCUGUCACAGCAACUGUCUGGCAUCAACGCUGUCUUCUACUUUUCCACAAGCAUCUUUGAGACAGCUGGUGUAGCACAACCUGUGUAUGCCACUAUCGGAGCGGGAGUCGUCAACACGGCGUUCACUGUGGUGUCGGUGUUUUUAGUGGAGAGAGCUGGCCGCAGGUCACUACACCUAACUGGACUGAUGGGUAUGGCUUUGUCUGCAGUCCUGAUGACAGUUGCCCAAGCACUGAAGGUACAGGUCCCGUGGAUGUCAUACAUGAGCAUUGUUGCUAUUUUUGCCUUUGUGGCAUUCUUUGAAAUUGGACCAGGCCCCAUCCCUUGGUUCAUCGUAGCUGAGCUGUUCGGUCAAGGCCCUCGGCCUUCUGCUAUCGCUGUGGCUGGUUUCUGCAACUGGACAGCCAACUUCAUAGUGGGAAUGUGCUUCCAGUAUGUGGCGAGCCUCUGUGGUCCAUAUGUCUUCAUCAUCUUUACGGUCCUGUUAUUGAUUUUCUUCAUAUUCACAUACUUUAAAGUUCCGGAGACAAAAGGCCGGACAUUUGACGAGAUUUCUGCAGGUUUCUCUCAGCAAACUGCUGCAGGCAUAGAAAAGCCACCUGAAGAGAUGAGCAGCCUGGGGGCAGAUUCUGAGCUCUGAGUUCGACUUCCUUCUUUUCCUCACACUCCUUGACACAACUAUUGAGAGAAGAAAAUGAAGACUGGAAAACACAUUUCUCUCUCAGCUGAAUACCAGACUGUUCAAUGCCUAUUCAUUCUUUUUCAUGUGUGUGUACAUAGGUGGUGAAAUAUAUAUUUAAAUAUUUCCUACAUUUUUUUAUAUGUACAAGAGAAAAUGUUUUACCUUUUUAAUCUUUAUAUCUGUUACCUUGUCUCUUUUACAGGAAAAAAAAAUAUUUUUAUAAUAAUCAUUCCUCCACCAGCAAACUCGUAUCAAGGCCUAAAAAACCUGGCCUUAAACACUUUUAUUCAACAUACUGAAUUCCAUGUAACUAUAUUUUUCUUUUAUUCACUUCACGGAGCUUUAGGAUUGGGCCUUUUUUAAUGUGAAAUCAAUAAAUGGAUGCAGAAUUGGCUUUUGAGAGGAACGAAUAGGGAAAAAAGAUUAAUUGUGGCUUUUUGUGGUCCUAAUGGAAUCUCGAUUUACAGACCUGUCAUUUCUGUAAAAUCAAAUACAUAUUUUAUUUAUUUUAGAGGUCCUUUUACUGUGCAGCUUGUCCCAAAAAACACUUGGCCCAUAGGUGUGUGUGUGUGUGUGUGUGUGUGUAUGUGUGUGUGUGUGUGUGUGUGUGUGUGUGUGUGUGCACGCGCAUGCCCCUCAAUUGUUGAACAAUAAAUUCUUUAGUCCUAUGUAUUUUAAAAUGAUGAAUGUAUUUACAUUUUGACGUGUUCUUUAAAUCUUCCUAAAAAAUUGAGUUGCACUGACUUUAAAGAACAUUUUUAAAUUACCAAGUUGUAAACAUGGCAGUAUAUCAUGAAUACUGUAGCGCAGUACAAGAGAAUGCACAAAUGAACUGUAAUAACUUAGACUGUGUCAUUGGUGAUUUGUUUCUAUAUGGUUAAAUUAGGCAAUAUUAAGGCAGUACAGGCAAGUACUGUAUCACCAAGGAACCACAUUUUAAAAGCAACUAGCAUGUUGACAGUUUUAGAAUUCCUAUUUUACAGAUCAAGUUUUCCUUAAGUGCUUUUCAUCAGUCACGUCUGCUCUGAUCUUAUUCACAUCUAACAUUGUGAGUUUUUGUGUGUGUUUGUUUGCUAUAAACUAAAAAAACAUUCUGAUGAUGAAAGAUGUGAUAUAUUGAUGUUUUCCACACUUCUAAUGUCUAGCAAUGCUCACAUUCAUAACAUUUUAAAUAUGGAAAAUCUAACUUGUAGUUUGAAUAAUAAAUGGUUUAUGUAUCAGGGUGCAGGGUACAGUUUAAGGGAUUUAAGGCUGAUUUGCAAACGCAUUCCAGAAUGUGUGUGUGUGUGUGUGCAUAGUUGUGUGUGUGCAUAGUUGUGUGUGUGUGUGUGUGUGUGUGUCUUUUUGCUUAAUGUCAACAUGUCAGGGAUUGGCUCAAAGGAUGGACUUGACGAAUUUUGUGUAAUUUUCACUGUGGAUUUGUAGACUCCUUGUCCCUGAAUGAAUCCAAAUGGACACAGGGUGAACUUUCCAUUGCCUUAACACAGAAAGCAGCCAUGACAUUAUGAGUAAAGAAAAAAAAAAGAAAACUGUAAAUACAUAAAACAAUAUUUCUGUAUUUUCAAAGCCUAAUAGGUUUGUAUUUUUUGUACAACUUUUUUCCCAGAUAUUAUUUACUAGAUUAUGUUGCAAUACUGGAAAUAUAGUUUAAAAUGUUACCUUGUAUAGUUGCUGGUAAAUAGUAUUGUAUUUAUUAGAUGCCUAAUUUAUUUAGUUUUUGGACUUUAGUAUGUUGUUUAUUAUCAAUAAAAGAAAAUCUUUCACUUCUUU